ACAACAUUCCGAAACCAUAACAUAUGAUUCAUUUAUGUCUUCAAUCUUUCUCUCUUCUCCACAGAAUCAUCUCUUUCUAAAUUGAGUCAUAUACUUGCCCACAAGCUACUAAAGAGGAAAACAAAACAAAAUAAAAAGGAUUUUCUCAGAGAAAUAAUGCAAGCAAUGAACCAGUUCGAUCCGACGUCGUCUCACGACGAUUUCCUCGACCAGAUUCUCUCUUCUGUUCCUUCUUCUUCACCCUGUUGGCCUGACCUUUCCAAAUCCUGGGACCCACACCACCACCUCUCUCCGCCGCUGCUGCCUAACCCUAACUCCGGCGAUGACCACCAGCCUCCUCCUAAUCCUCUUCAGCAUUUCCAAUACGACGACCAGUCUUCUUCUUUCCUUGCUGCCAAGCUCCGCCAGCACCAGAUCACUGGUGGCGGUGGCGGUGGUGGCGGCGCUGUAGCAGCUGCUAAAGCACUUUUGCUCCAGCAGCAACUUUUGCUUUCUAGAACACUCGCCGGAAACGGCCUUAGGUCUCCUACUGGAGCCUCCGGCGAUAACGGCUUCCUUAACAUGCUCGGUAAUGGUGACCAAAACGACGGCGUCGGAAAUCCGGCUAAUGACAGUUCCGUUCAAGCUCUUUUCAACGGAUUCACCGGAUCUCUUGGUCAAAACUCAAGUCAACCUCAACAUUUUCACCAUCCUCAGGGAGGAUCGAUGCAGGCGCAGAGUUUCGGAGCUCCGGCAACGGCGCCGGCGAUGAAUCAAACUCCGGCAGCAAGUGGUUCAGCUGGUGGAGUUACAACGCCGGCGGCACAGCCAAAGCAACAGCGAGUGAGAGCUCGUAGAGGACAAGCAACUGAUCCUCACAGUAUUGCUGAACGAUUACGUAGAGAGAGAAUUGCAGAGAGAAUGAAGGCAUUGCAGGAGCUGGUACCCAAUGCCAAUAAGACGGACAAGGCUUCAAUGCUGGAUGAGAUCAUCGACUAUGUCAAAUUCCUCCAGCUCCAAGUCAAAGUUCUGAGUAUGAGCAGAUUGGGCGGUGCUGCAGCCGUUGCUCCCCUAGUUGCUGAUAUGUCCUCUGAGGGAAGAGGAGAAGGAAAUGGAGGAAGGGGAGGAAACGGAACGGCGUCGUCUUCAAACAAUGACAGUAUGACGGUAACGGAGCACCAGGUGGCUAAACUGAUGGAAGAAGAUAUGGGUUCAGCUAUGCAAUAUCUCCAAGGGAAAGGCCUAUGCCUAAUGCCAAUUUCCUUAGCUACAGCUAUUUCAACUGCCACGUGUCACUCCAGGAACCCCAUGAUCCCUAACGGUAACGGUGGCAACAACCCACUACUCGGCGGAGGAGGAGGCCCCGCCACCAACGGCGGUGGUGGCGAGGCUGGUGGACCAUCCUCUCCUAACUUGUCGGUUUUGACUGUCCAGUCAGCCACGAUUGGUAACGGCGGAAUUGAUCCCUCUGUUAAAGACGCUGCUUCUGUUUCUGAAGCUUAAGAAGUUUGUUUGGAGGUUUUUUAACGGCGUUGACUGUUUCACUGACCCCAAAAUAGUGCGUGGCCGUCAAAGUCAAGUCUACCAAAAUAAGGGUCUUUUAGUCUUUAUUUCCUCGUUUUCUUUUUUUAUGUCACAUGAAAAGGAAAAAAAAAAAAGAGAACCGAGAACGACGCCGUAUUUAGGUAGACUUGGCUUAAGUAAGCUUAACUUAAGCUAAUUGGCAACUAAGGACUCAUGUUUCUUUUAAUCUUUUCUUCUUAACGAUGAUCUUUAUCUUUCCUUGUUCUACUUAAGUUUUUUGGUUAAUAUUGUUUUAGAAAG
Messenger RNA from Nicotiana tabacum (common tobacco), 1803 nucleotides. Its product is annotated as bHLH transcription factor RHL1. Gene Ontology annotation, molecular function: protein dimerization activity; DNA-binding transcription factor activity, RNA polymerase II-specific; RNA polymerase II cis-regulatory region sequence-specific DNA binding. The record is from RefSeq and is a predicted model, not a curated record. Lineage: Eukaryota; Viridiplantae; Streptophyta; Magnoliopsida; Solanales; Solanaceae. Gene Ontology annotation, cellular component: nucleus. Gene Ontology annotation, biological process: regulation of transcription by RNA polymerase II.